Leptopilina boulardi is the source of this 2127-nucleotide messenger RNA. RefSeq names its product target of rapamycin complex 2 subunit MAPKAP1 (gene Sin1). The transcript is spliced from 7 exons. Gene Ontology annotation, cellular component: TORC2 complex; plasma membrane; cytoplasm. The record is from RefSeq and is a predicted model, not a curated record. Gene Ontology annotation, molecular function: phosphatidylinositol-4,5-bisphosphate binding. Gene Ontology annotation, biological process: TORC2 signaling. Bases 235 to 1623 code for a protein of 462 amino acids. Lineage: Eukaryota; Metazoa; Arthropoda; Insecta; Hymenoptera; Figitidae.
UAAAAUUAUCUUUAAAGAAAAAUAAAUGAAUAAAAUAAACAUUUGUUUAUAAAAAAUAUGUUUUCAUAAAUAAUAAAUCAAUAGUGAAUGAUUGUUAUUCAUAAUUUCAUUAACACCAAUAAACGAAGACUAAAUUUCGAGAAAAUGUAUUCUUUCAAUUGUUUACAAAAAGAAUAAUAGAAUUUAAAUUUUAAUAAAAUUGAAUAAAACAAUAAUAAUUAUUAUUUAUAAACAAUGGCUUUUUACGAUAAUCAACAUUGGCUUUUAUCACACAUUAGGGAUAGUUUUAUAAGUACAGAUGAUACAGGAAUGUGCGAAAUGGUAAUGGCUGGUGAAGAUAUUCCAAAAAUACUUCAAUCAAAUGGAACACUUCAAUGUUAUCCAGGAAUGGAGGAAAGUGAUGAAGAGGAUUUAGAUGCUUUAUCAGAAUCCUAUGACAUUUCCUUCAACAUGGAAUAUAGUCAUCGUCAGCGAUCAAAUACUGCUCAACGAUUGGAAAAAAUGGAUAUAGAAAGAAAAAAGGCUUCAAAAGUAAAACAUAUAAAAUGGGAAAUUAAUUCUGGAAGUUUAACAAGUGAAAAACAACAAGAAUUAUUUCAACGAAAAGAUUUUCGUAAAAAUGAUAAUAAAGUUAAAAAAGGCUCUCUAUUAUCUGAACAAAUCGAAAAAUGUCCUAAACUUCCACAAAAUCCUUUUGCUAAAUACACGAGAUUCGAUGGAAACGCUCAAGUAGGAGUUCCAGUGCGAAAAUACAGAAUAUUUAUGUGCAUGCUACCUAAAAAACAAAGAGCAUAUCCUCUUCAAGUUGUUGUAAUAAUGAGUGCAAAAGUCCAGGAAUUCAUUGGAUUAAUAUGCUAUAAAUAUGCUUGCAAUCAUUAUGAUCAUACAUUAAAACAAGAUAUCAGUCAGUAUGGUCUCUAUAUAACAGAGGACGAUGGUGAGGUGGAUUGGGACUUUCCUUGUUUAGAUCCACGUGAAACAAUAUCGAAAUUUGAAUUUACAACAUUGGGUUUAGUGGAAAUGAAACCAAGCGAUAAAGCCCGUCAUGAAACAACAAAAACAAUCGUAACAAAAGAUGUUGAGGAAGAUAAAAGGGAGAGAGAACAAGAUAUUGCCGCUGAAGAUUUAGCAAAGAUGGAGGGCCAUACAACUGCAAUGGAAGCACCGCUUUAUCAAUUAUAUAGGGUAUACAUAAUAAACAAAGUACGAGCCAAAACUGAAAUACAUCUUGGAAUUUCGGGUGAGAAAAUAGAAAUUGAUCCAGUGAUAACGGGAAAAGGUGCUGGACGCUUUUGGAGUAAGCAACGUGCAGUUAGUUAUCACAUUGAUCGAAUUGCAUGGUGUGAACUCAUCGAAAAUAGAGGAUCAAAAACAAUUUUCACUUUAGUUUACACAUCGCAAAAUUCAAAUCCAGAAGGUUUUAUCGUAUCCUCCAGUCACCCUCUUCAUCAAUCGGCAUCAUUUAAAAAUCAUGAAUUCGAAGCUGAUUCCGCGACAGCCGAGGAAAUAGUAAGAAAAAUAAAUCACAUACUCGAACUGCGAAGUAGUUUAUCAAGAAAAGAAUUUCUCGCGCAAAAAGAACGUAAAGCAGCGAGACGAAAGAGUUUUCAUUUACACAGAUGACGAUUCUAUUUUAUAGCUCAUGGAAUUUUGGAAUUUUUGAAAAAUUUAACAAACACAGAAACAAAUCUAAAAAAUUGUUUCUGACUAUAGAUAUAAUAUAUAUGAAAAUAUUUCCCCCAUUUUCAAAAUAAUCUUCUUUUUCAACAAAUAAAAAUAAAUUCAAUUCAACUAACAUGAGAAACAAUAUUUAUAAUUACCGAAAAAAAUUUACACUGUGUAAAUAUUCAACAAAUUUAAAAAUAAUGACCGAAUUUGAUAUUUUAAUUCUACAUCACCAAAGAUUUUACUAUCAUGUUUUUUAAACAAGUAUUUUGUAAAAAAAAAAAGAUUUUUGAUUCUAUUUACUAGAAAAAAAAUAUUUUUAUGUCUGCAUUAAUUUUUUUUAAAAAUUCUUUGAACUAUGAAAACAAUUCGAAAAUUAUGCAUUUGCCGAAUAAUUGUGAAAUCAAUUUUAAUAUUAAAACUUUUGUUUCUUUUGUAAAAGCCUCGAAUUUGAAUGUCAUU